This is a messenger RNA of Bombyx mandarina (wild silkworm), 6170 nucleotides long. RefSeq names its product ArfGAP domain of ASAP (gene Asap). NCBI's taxonomy places the organism in Eukaryota, Metazoa, Arthropoda, Insecta, Lepidoptera, Bombycidae. Gene Ontology annotation, molecular function: GTPase activator activity; sequence-specific DNA binding; protein binding. The record is from RefSeq and is a predicted model, not a curated record. Gene Ontology annotation, biological process: positive regulation of GTPase activity; regulation of DNA-templated transcription. Gene Ontology annotation, cellular component: cytoplasm.
AAUUUAGUAAUUUCAUUCAACGUUGUAGAGAAUGGGUGUAUCGUGAGAUUCGGAGCUUUUGCGAUUAUUGUUUUUAUUUGCGUGUUUGUUAGUGACAAUGCGGUUGUUAAAUCUUUCUCUUGACAUUGACUAGUGGUUUAAUUUUGCCUUCAAAACGGCUGUUAAUUGGACUCUGGUGGCAAAAUAGUGAUAUCAGUAACAAUGCCGGGUCUUAUUGGUAUUGGUGAAUUCAUUGAGGAAACUCGAGAGGAUUACAGUUCACCGACUACAUCUACGUUCGUGUCACGAAUUCCACAAUGUCGUCAAACAAUCAACGCUCUAGAAGAGACAUUGGAUUACGACCGCGAUGGCCUAACGAAACUGAAGAAGGCGAUAAAAGCCAUACACAACUCCGGAAAUGCUCACGUGGACAACGAGAUGUAUCUUUCACGAACGCUGGAGCGGCUCGCUGGAAACGCUCUUAGCAAAGAUUCUGAGCCAGAUAUUGGAGCAGCCUUCUUCAAGUUCGCUGUCGUCACAAAGGAACUAUCGGCACUUAUGAAGACUCUGAUGCAAAACAUUAACAACAUAGUAAUGUUUCCGGUCGAUAGCCUUCUAAAAGGAGACCUGCGUGGUGUCAAAGGUGAUCUAAAAAGGCCUUUCGACAAAGCUUCCAAAGAUUACGAGUCUAAAUAUUUGAAAAUCGAGAAAGAGAAAAAAUCGCAAGCAAAAGAGGCUGGCCUCAUACGUAGCGAAGUUACGUCCGCUGAAAUAGCCGAUGAAAUGGAAAAAGAAAGGAGACUUUUUCAACUACAGAUGUGCGAGUACCUGAUCAAGUUCAAUGAAAUAAAAACCAAAAAAGGAAUCGAGUUGCUUCAGCAUUUAGUUGAGUACUAUCACGCGCAGACAAAUUAUUUUCAAGACGGCUUGAAGACAAUCGAACAUUUCGGUGUUUAUGUAGCUGAUCUGAGUGUCCAGCUACAGAAAAUUAGACAGCAACAAGACGACGAGAGAAGGGGGCUCCUAGAAUUGAGGAACAUGUUGAGGGCAGCAGCGCCACAGGAUCGAGAGGUAGCCUCUUCGGUGGGAGGCUAUUCUCUCCACCAACUGCAAGGCGAUAAACAACACGGGGUGACCAGAAGUGGUUACCUUUUAAAAAAGUCCGAAGGUAAAGUAAGACGUGUUUGGCAAAAACGUCGCUGUCGGGUCGCCGCUGAAGGUUUUCUGGAUAUAUUCCAUGCCGAUGAAAACAAGACUCCAGCUAGAGUUAAUCUAUUGACGUGCCAAAUCAAAGUAGCCGCAGACGAUAAGAGGGCGUUCGAUCUAGUCUCAUACAACCGUACCUAUCACUUCCAAGCCGAAGACGAGGCCGAGCAAAGGGCUUGGACAUCAGUUCUGGUGAACUGCAAGGAGGGGGCCCUGAUGAGAGCGUUCCACCAGCAAGUAGGCGAGAGUAGUGACUCCGGUCAUUCACUGCUAGAUCUACAGAGAUCUAUCAUACGCGCCGUUAGAUCAAUGCCCGGAAAUCAAGUGUGCGCUGAUUGCGGUUCGACAAAUGAUCCGACAUGGCUAUCGACAAAUUUCGGUAUAAUAGUUUGUAUCGAAUGUUCUGGAAGUCACCGAGAACUCGGCGUUCAUAUAUCGAGGAUUCAAUCUUUGACUUUAGACAGACUGAGCACUUCGCAGCUAUUACUGGCCAGGAACAUGGGUAAUCAGAUGUUCAAUGAAGUCAUGGAGAACACGCUCGAUGAUAGAGACAAACUCACGCCCGAGAGUACGAUGGAAGAGCGUCUCAGGUUCAUACGCGAGAAGUACGUGUACAGAGCGUGGGCGGCGCGCACGUGUCGCGACGCGGCCGAGCGUCUCUCCGAAGUUGAGCACGCAGUCAACAACGGACACUUGCAGAACCUGUUGCAGGCGUACGCUGAAGGCGCCGAUCUGGCUGCGACGCUUCCUUGUUCGGACUGCGGCGAGACAGCCCUCCACUUGGCCAUAUCGCGGGAACUGGGCGACGGUUCCUGCUUGCACAUAGUCGAUUUUCUAGUCCAGAACGGUGGUUCUCAACUGUUAGACAAGGCGACCUCGACCGGCAUGACGGCUCUGCAUCUGUGCGCGGCGACCGAUCGAACGGAACCGAUGAAGUUGCUUCUCAAAGCCGGCGCCGAUUCGUCGGUCAGGGACGGCAGCGGUCGGACGCCCUUGCAGAUAGCGAGGCAGCUGGGCCAUCAUGGAUGUCAGGAAUUGUUGGAGAGUGUGGAUAAGAGAGAUAAAAACAUAUUCGAGAACAUAAAUAUAGACUGGAACUUAUCGCACGACGACGGCUCAACUGACUUCUCGGAUGACGACACUGUUAUCGACGAAAGACAAAACGGUAGCGUUACUCCGGAGAAGAAGUGUCCGCGUUCCCGGCCGCCGUCGUACGCGGGUGGGUCGGUGGGUCCGGGCGCGGCGCCCGCGGGCAGCGCCGGCGGCGACUCCCCCGUGCUGCGGUCCCGCUCGUCGACCUGCGAUUCGUUACACCACGCCCCCCCGACGCCAACUACGCUGCCAAGGAAACCUAACGUCUAUAACAUAGGCAGCUUAAAGAAGCGAGCGGCGCCCCUGCCCCCCGCCGUGGCGCUGUCCCACCCCCCGCCGCACCCCCGCUCUACUCCCUCGCCCUCUGCCGACACCACACGCUCACUUCACGUUAUCAGCUCAGCUUCGGGUGUGAAGCAUCGUCCCCAGCAGCCUCCCCCCACCCCGCCGCCGACCGUCUCCUCGCUGCACAACGGUGCGUUUCACCGCGACGAACCGACGCCACCUCCCAGGAAGAAGAAAAAUAGAUUACACCUGGAAAUGGCUGCGAAAGCGAAACUCAAAAGGGAAUGUUCUAGUCAAGACUCGUCAUUAGAGUUGUGCGAUAUAACGGAUUCGUGCUUGGACGAGAGUCGGUUGCAUUCGGCCAUGUCGUGCGACAGCUCGCGGUCCAGGGACCGAUCCAGGCGCAGCGACAGUCGGUCGCUCGACGUCUCCGACACGUCCAGCGUGCACUCCAGAUCGCCGUCUGCCUCUAUCACUAUGAUGGGCGGCGUCAGACGGUGUCGGGCUCUGUACGAUUGUUCGGCGGACAACGAAGACGAGCUGUCGUUCCGCGAGGGCGAAGUGAUCGUGGUCAUCAACGAACGCACCGAGGACGACAACUGGAUGGAAGGUCAAGUCGAGGGCACGAGCAGGCGAGGGAUGUUCCCCGUCUCUUUCGUUCACAUGCUACCCGACUAGUGAUAGAUGAACGCGUCGAGAAUGAACAGUUCAGUUUCGGCGGCGUGAUCGUGGUACACACACACACCGAACAUAACAUACGCCUCGAAUUGAGAAGCUCCCGUUUUUUAAGUCGGUCAAAGCGAAAACCACGGUAGUGAGGAGACUGAAGUAACUCAACACCUAUGCUCUGUAACACAAACGUACGGAAAUUACGUUCGUCUAAAUGUAACCUUGUAUUAAUAUUCUGCUAUUAAUGUAAGUGUAUUUGAAUGUCUAAUCUGCUUAUCACUAAAAAAUAAUGAACACCAUAAAAACAUUUUACUAAAUAGUCCAUAAAAUACUAUGAACUUUGUAAUAAAACUCUCGUAAAGGCCUAAGCAUUGGUUUUCAGUUCCAAUUGAUUCUAAUGUCAACAUAAACUAGAUCAUCAAUUUUUUUUAAUAUAUAUUAGAAUGCUGACUGAUAUUAUUCGGUUUUGCAACUCGUCAAAAUAAUCGAAAUUAUUUUUACGAUUUAAUCUCUCGUGUCUCGUCAGUUGUCGCCACGACAACGAAAAGUAUAAAGUAUUUAUUGAAACCUUAGAAAUAAUAAAGGCGAAACUGUACCGUGAAAAUUGUUUUGUUUAUAAUACUUACAUUUUAAGUAUGUCCUUUGCAUUUGUACUAAAUGCAAUUUUGUAUGAUUCUCCAAGUAAAGCAUAAAUUCUGCUCAAUGAACUCGGCUUUAGCUCUUUGCGUCGAAUCCAAGUUCGCCCUUGUAAUUUGACGUCAUUCUUAUUUUGCAGGCUUAACUAGGUAAUGCCAAUCAAAAGUUAAGUCAAAGAUCAGUAUUUGCAACCCCUUAAAAUUGUUUUUAAAUUAACCAUUUAUAACUUAGUUAAAUUAAAACAUGGCAUUAUUUACGCAAAUUAAAACACUACAUGAUGUGUACUCAUGAUGUGAAGGUAGAAUUUAGAAAAUAAAUAUAAACUAAUUUAUUUAAUUGAUUUUAAGUAGCUACUGGAACUGUUUACUGAUUCGUGAGAAGAAUAGACGGUAAUUGUAUACAACCUACCAUCCUAUCACCAUUAAAAUAUAAUAAAAUAGUUAAAAUCUUAACUGUUUAAUUCGCAAGCAAAAAUUGACAAAUGAUAAUCCUUAAUUAGUUGACCAAAGCUAAAGCUGAGACCUCUUUGAAAAAGGCGCUAAGAAAAUUUAUUUUUUACUAAGAAUUUACAAUUCGUCAAUACCUUGACUGCCGGUCAAUGUCAAUAAUAAAUAAAGUACUAUUUUAAUCUCAGUAAAGAAAUUUCAUUAUUAUUAAAAAAAAAAUGACACCAAUAAUAUCAUUAAAAGAUUGUGCAUUGGCCGUCCUAAAUGGGAUUUUAUACUUUUCUUUUUUAAACUUUAUACAGUAAUUUUAUGUAAGAGUACAUAUUUGAGGUAUCACUUAUCGAUAAAGGACGAACUGUUUUUUUACGUGUGCUGUAAAGCCUAUAGAUUUGCGAACCAAUUUUUUGUACUACUUUGUAAUGUAAUUCAUAAGGAGCAAAUAAAAGGGCAAUAAAAAAAACCUCAAGAAAACAUUUUUGUUUACGGUAUUCGUUUUUGAAUAUUUUUUAAAAAUUAACGGUUGAGCAUUUAAAGUAUUAAAAUUAAAAGUUUAAUAUGUAGAAAGUGUUAUAAUUGAAUCAAUACGAUUUAGUAAAAGAAAGAAGCGACUUAGCUAUGUAUACUUAUGGUUAUGGUAGAACCAUUGAUUCAGUCGCAGGCGAAUAACGCUUAUGAUGUCAUAUGUUUCAAUUUAAUUAAUGUUGCACUUCUAUCUUCUAAAAAACAUUAUAAUUACAUUUUGAACAACAUCGAUUUGAUUCGAAUUAAAUAUUUGAAAAUUUAAAACUGGCAACAUUUUCUUCAAAUUGAAAACAAAUUGAAUUGAAACAUAGAACAUAAUUUAUUGUACAGUUCAAAUUAAUAGUGAUUUGCCAAAAAUAAUAUGUGAUCUGUAGUUUGGAGAUAUAGAGGUAUAGUAUAAUAUAUUCAGCUGUGAACUCUUGUCGGACCAGUGUUUCUUGUAUAGUUUGUUCGUGUAGCUUGGUAUUGCUGUGUCUUAGACCGUUGGUGCAUGCUUUCUAGAUUUCGGUAGUCUAGCGGGACUGGUUUUCAUUGUAUAAUCAUUUCACUACUCAUUUCAAAUCGCCAUCUUUGUUGUUUUGACAUGAGGGAUUUAAUAAAACUAGCCAAUCUGAAUAUUGGUGAUGGGGGAACUGCUCCAGGUUUUAACUGCACGGUUAAUAUAUUUAAAAUGCGAUGAGGCAAUGUAAAGCGCAUGAAACAUCCUUCAGCCGCCCCGUUAAAUGAGUGAAUGACAUUUGAAGGACAAAUUUUGUGCGCUGUAUAUUGCGGAUUAUCAAUAAAAUAGUAACGUUUUGAUUCUUAAUAGGAUAUCGGAAGUUUUAUAUUAUGGCCGUCACAAAUAUAAAUCUUAGUAAAGUAAAUGAAUUUUAUACAGUUCAACUAUGUUAAUAUCAUUCGGUAGCGGUUCCCUUGCACUCUAGAUUUUUAAUUAAAUUAAAAUGUUUUUCGCGGGUCGAAACAAGAUUUAAGUCACAAUUUUGUAUCGUAUCGUGUGAAAUUAAUUUCUCGACGUUUCUUUAACUAACCACCUGUAUUUGGUUUGUUUUAACUUUUUUUUUUUAAACUAGUGUGUGAAUUUCGUAAUUCGUAAAUCUCGUUUUAAUAGUAACUUACUAUAUUACAAAUAUUGGAAUCACACAAUUCGGACCAAAGAUAUUAAAAUUUAUUGGAAUGAAGUCUCGCUCAUAAAUUGAAAAUUUAUAUUAUUCUGAAGAGAACAUCUGCAUAAAGGCAAAUAAAAUUGUUUUGUAUAACGUCAUAGCUGAAUUAAGAUUGUUAAUUGUUAAAUCAAAUUCUAAAUCUACACUAAAAAAGUAACAAUAUACAAUGUAG